Molecule: messenger RNA, 2427 nt
Organism: Xiphophorus maculatus (southern platyfish)
Lineage: Eukaryota; Metazoa; Chordata; Actinopteri; Cyprinodontiformes; Poeciliidae
Product: zinc finger protein 395-like
Exons: 10
Coding region: 936-2042 (368 amino acids)
Biological process (GO): regulation of transcription by RNA polymerase II
Cellular component (GO): nucleus
Molecular function (GO): RNA polymerase II cis-regulatory region sequence-specific DNA binding; DNA-binding transcription factor activity
Source: RefSeq, a predicted model, not a curated record
GAAAAUUAUCAGAAAGAGGAUUUUUAUUAUUUAUUUUAUGUCGAUUUUGUGGAAUAAACUGGAAAAGUUUCAAAAAUCUUAAAACUUUGACUGGUUCUUCUUCAUUUUCAGCCUAAGUUCUUAAGAACCACAUGCGGCCCGGGAACCGCAUGUUGGAGACACAAAGAUCAGGAUUGGAUCAGAACCAGAGACCAGAACCUGGACCUGAACCCAGAUCAGGUUCUGACGAGCAGGGCCGAACCUUUAUUAUCUCAGAGUUUAGGAGCGGCAGGUUCGACUGGGAAUCUUCUGGUCCAAAUGGACACGUUCAACCGGACAGGUGGGUUCUGAUCCAUCUGAGGCUGCUGCUCUCAGAGCUUCAUGGUUCUGAUAGUUUUUGUUUUAAUCUGAGGGUCAGAGGGAGUCUGGCUGGUUCUGAUUGGACCGGAACCAGUCUCGGUCCAGGAAGCAGCAGAGAAAAGGCGGAAUACUCCUUUAAGGCAGCAGCUCACACUCCGCACGUAGCUCACGAGCGCUGCGCGUGUGUGCGUGGGGGAGGGGCGCGCACGCACAACCCAGCACGCGCAUACAGCCUGCCGAGGCUCCGCCCCCAACAGCACCGCGCAGCAGCGUUUCCGGCAGCCGGUCAUCCUGAGUCAGUAAAGUACCUGCAGGUUCCGAAGGUUCUGGUUCUGGUUCGGCUCCAGCUCAGAGUUUGAGUCUUGUUCUGACCCUGAAGACACACAGGAGGCUUCGUGCGCAGCUCCUCUCCACCAAUCACCGUGCAGCUCGGUGUCACGUGCUCAUCUUGUUUACUAGACGGUAGGAAAAUGACCCAGAGGCUGAUGGGAAAACCAGGAGCGGACCGGAGGCAGGGAUCAGGAUUCGGUCCAGAGUUCUGCUCUGAGGUUUGGGGGAAAAUGGGCUGUUGUUGCCAUGGAAACAGAUGAUGGGACAUGAUGCCCAACACUCGUCUGGGAAAACGCUCACCGUUCGGAGCGCUGGUCAGCCCCGAGACCACCAGGCCCGGCGUCGUCGUGGCAAUGGGGCCACAGGGCAUCAGCAGGGUCAGAGGUCACAGCGACCUAAAGGUGUUCUUCCAGUGCGACGAUGCAGGCGACCCACGGGCCGCGAACACCUCCUGCGGCAGGUCCGUCUCCACCUGCAUCGACGUUCCCAGAAGCCGCAAUGCGCCGCAGGAAGUGGACAUGGACGAGCUAACGGCCGCCAUGGUGCUGAGCAGCCUGUCCUGCAGCCCGCCGCCGCCACAGGGCUCCGCCCACAAAGACACGACAGCUCCUUUGACAGACGGUGGCGCCGUUGAGCUCUCGGUCAGCGGCAGCAGCGGCUACUGGAGCGUCGAUCCCAAAAGCUCCGCCCCUUCCUCACCAACAGACGAAGCCAGAGGCGGGUCAGCCACGCCCCCUGAUGAGGGCUUGGACAUGGAGCUCGACCAGGUUCUGUUUGAAGAACCGGCGCCGCGGAAACGCAGGAAUUCACUGAAGGCGGCGUUCCGCUGCCUGUGGCCGGCCUGCGGGAAGGUUCUGACGUCGGUGGUGGGAAUCAAACGUCACAUCAGGACGGUUCACCUGUGCCACGGCGGCGAACACGAGCGAUGCUCUCGCAGCGAGGAAGACUUUUACUACUGCGAGAUCAACCAAUGGGAGGAGCCGCACUGUCAGUCUCCUCCCUCUGCUCCCCCGCCGCCGCCCCCCUCCCCUCCCAUCGGCAGCGCUCUGAGCCGCUCUGCGCCUUCACCCUGCAGCAGCUUCUGGCAGGUCCAAUCAGAGCACUCCUACCAGGCUCCGCCCCCAAGUCAGGUGGUUUCACAAGCAGCUUCCUGUCUUUUGACGGCCCCGCCCACCACAUGCAGCAGACAGGGAGCAACGUUCCGGGUCCGGUCGGUCAGCGUGGGAGAGCAGUGGCUGCAGCAGCACAGCGCCCCCUGCAGGCGGAUUCGGAGCGAGGCCAAGAAGUGUCGGAAAGUUUACGGCAUCGAGCACCGAGAGCUGUGGUGCACAGCCUGCCGCUGGAAGAAGGCCUGCCAGCGCUUCCUGGACUGAUUCCAGGAGAUUCCAGUCCAUGUUUUCCUUCAGCCUUUAUUUGAUGAUGAUGUUCUGCAUGGAGCAGUGAUGAUGAGAUGCAGACCUUCAUCCUGCAUGUUUCCAGGCUGCUGGGUCAUCUCAGGUCGGGUCAGGGAGGAGGAUGAACACCGCCAAAUAUUUUUAAUUUCAGCUGCAGUUUAUUCAGUGAUCCAGCCAAUAGGAAGCCAGCACUUAUGAGGAGGCGUGGCCUCCCAGUCCUCCGAGUUCUCCAGACGGACCUGGAGGUCGUCUAAGGUGCUACUCGUUCGGAGGUCCGAACCCGGUUCCUCAGACGGACAUUAGGUCCGUUUGUUUUUCUACAUUAUGUAAAUAUUGAUGUUGUAAUAAAGCAGUAAAACCUGAA